AUAGCUCAGAAUGACUGAUUAGAAAAUGAAAAGGAAAGAAACAGAGGAAGGUAACUUACAAGAAUCAAUAUCAAAGAUGUCACGAACCGGAGAAAACAAAGACAAUAUUGAUAAGGAAAAGAAAUAUGAUAGACAAUUGAGGCUGUGGGGAGAUCAUGGUCAAAAGGAGCUUGAGAAUGCAAAAGUCUGCUUGAUAAAUGCAUCCUCCACAGGAGUUGAAGCAUUAAAGUGUCUGAUUCUUCCAGGUAUUGGGAAAUUUGUAAUUGUUGAUAAGCAAAAUGUAAAGGAAGAGGACUUGGGAAAUAAUUUUUUCUUGGAUAUUGACAGCCUUGGAAAGCCAAGAGCUGAGUGUGCUUGCAAACUACUCCAAGAGCUGAAUGAAGAUGUCCAUGGGAGUUUCCUGACCCAGGAUCCUGGAGAGCUGGUGGAAAACGAUCCUGAGUUUUACAAAGAGUUCACAAUUGUUAUUGCUUCAGACCUAAAUGAGAAUGAUCUUCUCAAGCUAUCUGAUUUGUUAUGGCGAGCAAACAUACCAUUGCUGAUCUGCGAAGUGCGGGGCUACAUUGGAUAUAUUCGAUUGGUUGUGAAGGAGCAUACAGUGGUAGAAGCUCAUCCUGAUAAUUCUCACGAGGAUUUGAGACUUGAUAUGCCAUUUCCUGGUCUAGUUGAAUACAUGAAUAUCAUGGAUCUGGCAUCGAUGGACAAACAGGAUCAUAGUCAUACACCGUACCUCGUUAUUAUUUACAAAUAUUUGGAGAAAUGGAAGAAUGAGCAUGGUGGCUGUUGGCCUAAGAAUUUCAAGGAGAAAACAGCCUUUCGUGAAAUGAUAUCGCAAGGAGUCAUGAAAAAUGACCAAGGUGUUGAGGAACUCGAAGAAAAUUUUGACGAGGCUGUUAAAAAUGUCAACAACGUUCUGGUUAACACAAAGAUACCAAGCCAUGUUAAUGAAAUAUUCAAUUCUCAUCGCUGUCAACACCCUUCAGAGCCACAUUUGAAAUUUUGGAUUCUCGCUAGAGCAGUGAAGGAGUUUCACAGCAAUUCAGGUGCACUACCAUUAAGAGGUUCCAUUCCUGACAUGUUUUCUGACUCGGCCAGAUACAUCCAGUUGCAGAAUGUUUACAAAGAACAAGCAACUAAAGACAUAGAAUGUGUCCAUGAUAUAGUUGAGCAAUGCCUGUUGGAUAUGCAGCUGGAAAGUGACUUCAUAAAGAUUGAAGACACGAAGUUAUUCUGUAAGAAUGCAUAUUUUCUACACGCCAUGUCUGGGCACCCUCUCUCAAACGAGCUACGCCACUCGAUGGAAGGAAAUUCCCAUAAAAUAGGUGACGUCAUAGGCGACAAUGAGGAUUCCCUUGCACUUCUCUAUUUACUUUUAAGAAGUGUGCAUAUUUUCGAAGAAGGAAACAAGCGAUUACCAGGGUCGCAGGAUGAAUGCUUGGAAGACGAUUUUGAAAAGCUAAAGGCUAUAUCUGGUGAAUUAGCAAGUGAGUACCACAUUGCUGUCGGCGUGAAAGAUGACUUUAUCAGAGAAAUGUGUAGAAGUGGUGCUGCACAACUUCAUACCACAUCUGCAAUCAUUGGAGGUAUUGCUGCACAUGAAGUAAUCAAAGUCGUUACAAAGCAAUUUAUACCAGUUAAUAAUGCCUUCAUUUACAACGCAAUCGAUGAAACGUCAUUAACCUUCGAACUAUGAGAAGCUGCAAUACAAGACUGCAGUAUAGAAGGAUUUGGCGGUAAAGCACGGACUGAGUAAAAUGCAGAACACUAGAUUCAUGUAAUCAAAUUGAACUAACGUCGUGUAAUGGAUACAGGUUUUAUGUAUGGUGUUUGGAAAAGUUAUCAAAGUACACUUAGGGUAGUGACGAUCUCGUAGUACAAUGGCUGCUUUUCUGGUCCACGUAAUGUUGAACUCUUGUUAUGUAUGCUGCAGACAAGAUGGCUGACUUCAAAGAAAUCUCUGUUUUGUUGCUAGACGAGAAAUCAUCUCAGCUUUUAAGUAACAUUUCAGGGGAACAAUUAUGCUGAUGCUGCUAAAGUAUCGUUAACUACUCAAAUUUUUCAUUUCCAUCUUUCACAGAACUGUUUUGUAUUUUUUAUCUAACAUUCU
Molecule: messenger RNA, 2107 nt
Organism: Rhopilema esculentum
Lineage: Eukaryota; Metazoa; Cnidaria; Scyphozoa; Rhizostomeae; Rhizostomatidae
Product: NEDD8-activating enzyme E1 regulatory subunit
Biological process (GO): protein neddylation
Cellular component (GO): cytoplasm
Molecular function (GO): NEDD8 activating enzyme activity
Source: RefSeq, a predicted model, not a curated record